Molecule: messenger RNA, 3567 nt
Organism: Fundulus heteroclitus (mummichog)
Lineage: Eukaryota; Metazoa; Chordata; Actinopteri; Cyprinodontiformes; Fundulidae
Gene: cpne7
Product: copine VII
Exons: 17
Coding region: 433-2124 (563 amino acids)
Biological process (GO): cellular response to calcium ion
Cellular component (GO): plasma membrane
Molecular function (GO): calcium-dependent phospholipid binding
Source: RefSeq, a predicted model, not a curated record
AUAUCUCUCUCUCUCUUUCUCUCUCUCUUCUCUCUCUCUCUCUCUCUCUCUCGCUCUCUCGCUCUCUCUCAGAACUGAGCCCACUCCCUCCUCAGCGGUCGAGCCCAUGAGUUUUCAGAUGAGAAAUCAGAAGACAACAAGAAACCAAUCUUUGUGUUUCUUGUAAGAGCGGAUUAAACAAUUGUUGUUUUUCUUUCGGGAGGAGCAGAGCAACAAGGAGGAAUCUGACCCAGACUUCUAAUAGCCAACCCUGCAACCUUCACAUCACUACAGAGGUGGGAUGAGAUUCCUCGCAAGAGGAUAACUCUGACAGGCAGUCAUAACAACUCAGCUUCGGUUUACUCUCUCGAGAUUGUGCAAGACUCUCCGUUUUUGUGACAUCUGCACCAAGACAAAAGAGUCCUGUCUCCUCUCCUCUCAUCUUGAGCCACGAUGAAUGAAGUUCAGGAGGCAACCUCCCCUGCAACCAGCCUGAGUGGCCCGGCUACCUGUGUCUCCAAAGUUGAGCUGCGUGUGUCAUGCAAAGCUCUGCUGGACCGAGACACGCUGAAUAAGUCGGACCCCUGUGUCGUACUCAUGUUACAGAACAAUGGACAAUGGAUUGAGUUGGAUCGGUCAGAAGUGAUCAAGAGCAACUUACACCCGAUCUUUGGGAAGGUUUUCGGACUGGAUUACUACUUUGAGGAGGUACAGAAGCUGCGAUUUGAGGUCUACGACAUCCACGGGACUCACAGCAUAGGGACGCGUGACGAUGACUUCCUGGGAGGCAUGGAGUGCACGCUCGGUCAGAUCGUGGCCCAGAAGAAGAUGAUAAAACCCUUGCUGCUGAAGUACGGGAAAUAUGCCGGCAAGUCCACCAUCACAGUACACGCAGAAGAGAUUUCUGGCAACAAUGGGUAUGUGGAGCUCUCCUUCUGCGCUAAGAAGCUGGAUGAUAAGGAUCUGUUCAGCAAGUCAGACCCGUUUCUGGAAAUAUUUCGACUCAACGACGAUGGAACUGAGCAGCUUGUCCACAGAACCGAGGUGAUUAAAAACAACCUGAACCCAGUGUGGGAGCCCUUUAAAGUGUCACUCAUAUCUCUGUGCAGCUGCGAUGAAGAGCGGAAACUCAAGUGCCUAGUGUGGGAUUAUGACUCCAGAGGAAAGCAUGAUUUCAUCGGCGAGUUCUAUGCCACAUUCAGGGAAAUGCAGAAAAUUUCCAGUGGAAAUAAGGUUUCAUGGGAUUGUGUGAAUCCUAAGUACAAACAGAAGAAGAGAAACUAUAAAAAUUCAGGAGUUGUCAUUCUCAGUGACCUGAAGCUCCACAGAGUCUACUCCUUCUUAGAUUACAUCAUGGGAGGAUGUCAAAUUCAUUUUACGGUUGCUAUUGACUUCACAGCAUCCAACGGAGACCCCAGGAACAGCUGCUCAUUGCACUACAUUAACCCGUACCAACCCAAUGAGUAUUUAAAGGCUCUGAUAGCCGUGGGCGAGAUCUGUCAAGACUAUGACAGUGACAAGCGGUUUUCAGCUUUGGGUUUUGGUGCCAGAAUUCCUCCAAAUUAUGAGGUGUCCCACGAUUUCGCCAUCAAUUUCAACCCAGAGGAUGAUGAAUGCGAAGGGAUCCAGGGAGUUGUCGAGGCAUAUCAGAACUGUCUUCCUAAGAUCCAAUUAUAUGGCCCAACAAACGUUGCGCCAAUUAUUAACAGGUUAGCCAAGGUUGCGGCAGGAGAUGGCAACAUUAAAGAUGCUUCGAGAUACCACAUCCUGCUCAUCCUCACAGAUGGCGUGGUCACAGACAUGGCGGACACACGUGAAGCCAUCGUUCGAGCGUCCUACCAGCCUCUUUCCAUCAUCAUUGUUGGCGUGGGCAAUGCAGAUUUCACAGACAUGCAGAUCCUGGAUGGAGACGAUGGUGUCCUGCGGUCACCGAAGGGCGAGCCUGUCCUCAGAGACAUUGUGCAAUUCGUCCCCUUCCGAGACUUCAAAACGGCUUCUCCUGCAGCUCUGGCUAAGUGUGUUCUUGCAGAAGUACCCGGCCAAGUAGUUGAGUAUUUCAGCCAUAAGGCCAUUUCACCAAUGAGCUCAAUGAGGGAGUUGCUGACCCCCAUCCUCAGCCCAGUGGCCACCACCCCAACAGAGUAACUGGCUGUUCUGUACCUGCAACCCACCUUGGAGCGCACACUAAGAGGGGAAGAAGAUGCAUGAAGAUGAGAACCGAAGAGAACAUGCUUCUUAAUGUGUUGUUACUUCUUUAUUUUAGAUAAAAUGUUUACACAGAGACUGAAAUACAAGAGAUUUGGGGUUAUGUUUCUGUGCUCUGUGUGGGUUGAGCACUUUUUCCUAGCUGUGCAAACUGACCAUCCAGCUUUUUCAGCAACUCAAGCCCUGAGGGGUUUGGUUUUCUCCUCAUUAUGUUUAUGCAUGCGGGUCAAGACCUUACGAUGAUUUAGUAAUCAGACAGAGGCUUGUUUUUCCUUUUUGUCCUCACAUCAGUUUAAGGUGUCCCUUCCCUUUUCACACAUAUUUAAAUAAUUUUAAAUGCAAUCAGAAUUAGAUUGUUUAACAAUUUUUAAUCAAGGUAAAAGAAUUGUAAGAAAUGCUGCAGUUUAUUGUUAGACUCAUAAUUUGUCUGUGGGCUUGAGAGUGGGUCUAGUGGCAGAAUUGGCCUUAUUUUUGAAUUACGACAUUUCUAUAUACGCAUACAUCAUAAAUUCAAUUCCCAGUACAGGAAAUAACAUCAGUAUGCACUGUAAAUGUCAAUUUUUUUUAUUCAUGUGUACUUCUUGAUGUAAUAUAUUGGUAAAAGCUUUGUCUGAAUGUGCACCAGCCGCUGACAACAAAACAGAACCUGCGUUACAAAACAUGUGAAUGCAAAGAUGGACAGUGCUGAUUAGGUCAGUGCAAUCUAUUUAUAUUUCACCAAAUCCUGAGAGAGGUCACCUCUGAACACUAGACAGAAGAGCAAACAAGAUAAAAUCAUGUUAAGCUGCAUAAAGUCGAAACAACGUUUCAAAUCUGGUAUAUGUAAAUAUCAAUAUGGUAUCAACAUCCAGAUACAUUUUAUGUUUGCAGAUUUUAGGUGUCACUGUGUGAAACUGCGAGUGACCUGACUUCACAGAUCUGCAGUAUGUGCUAUAGCUUUGGCUCUUUAUGUGCUAUUUUCCUUCAAGACUGUGAGCUGAAAGCUUAAAAAAAAAUACAACCGGGCUAGAUUAUUAUUUUUCUUUCUGAAGAGAGUAAACCAGUUUGUGGUUUGCUGUCAAGUGGCUACAGUAAGCAGUGGAAAUCAUGCGUCACGGCAGGUUAUCUCCGAACCAUUGUAUCGUUGUCAUCCUUUAGUGAGCCAUUCUGAUAGUAAACUUUCAUGUAUCUGCUGUAAGUUUUGUUCUGCAGAGACACUCAAUUGACCUUUUUUUGCUGCUUUUAUAUGCAACAUAAUUUUACCAGAUGUUUAAUGAAAUAUUCAAGUUGUGAGAAGCUUAAAUUGAAGCACAGCACAAAAACCAUUUAUUGGUUAAUGCUGUAACACAUGUUAAGAUUGUGUUCAUUUACAUCAGGAUAAUAAAUUAUUUGAAAUUAAUGUUA